This is a messenger RNA of Arctia plantaginis, 501 nucleotides long. Lineage: Eukaryota; Metazoa; Arthropoda; Insecta; Lepidoptera; Erebidae. The record is from the annotation of a GenBank genome assembly.
AUGAGUUGUAAAAACUCAUCAGGAACGUGUAAUUCAACUAAUAAAGGCAUAACAUUUCAUAGAUUCCCGAAAGAUCCUGAUAUUAAAGAAAAAUGGAUGAAUAUUACUGGUAGACAGGACUGGUUCCCUACAGAAAACAGUCGAAUAUGCUCAGUCCAUUUUACGGAAGAUGAUUUUGAUGUCACUGCUAAAAGACGCAAUUUAAUGAAAUCAAGCAUACCCACAUUGAAUAUAUGGAAGUUAUGCUCUGAAAAUCUCACGGAGAAUCAGAAAUCGACUUCUUCACAUAUUGAUCUUCAUACACCCAAAAAAAAGAGGUUACUUCGAAUAAUUGAGACAAAUAAAAGUGUAAUUAUAAGCCAGCGUUUAAAGAUUAAGAGAUUACAAUGUAAACUACGUCGUUACAAGAAGAGAAAUCUAGAACUAACACACAUGCUGAAGAGUCUAGAGAACACGCAUUUAAUAACUGGAGAUCAGGCUUCGUCUUUAGAAAACAAUUGA